Myzus persicae (green peach aphid) is the source of this 1620-nucleotide messenger RNA. RefSeq lists its product as uncharacterized. The record is from RefSeq and is a predicted model, not a curated record. Bases 21 to 1541 code for a protein of 506 amino acids. The transcript has a single exon. Lineage: Eukaryota; Metazoa; Arthropoda; Insecta; Hemiptera; Aphididae.
UUAAAUAUAUCCCUGAUAACAUGACAAUUAAGUUAAGUUUUAAUAUUGAUGGCCUACCUUUAGCAAAGAGCUCAAAAACUCAAUUUUGGCCUAUUUUAUUAUCAUUUACUAAUAUACCUAUUUUUGUAAAGAAAAUAUUUCCUGUUGGUAUUUAUCAUAGUUAUAAAAGCAAACCAGGAAAUGUGAAUGAAUAUUUUAGACCAUUUAUAAACGAGCUACAAAAUUUAUUAACUUGUGGUAUGAAAAUUGAAAAUAAACAAAUAAACUUUGAAAUUGUUCAUAUUGUGGCUGAUGCGCCAGCAAAAUCAUUCCUAUUAAAUGUUAAGAACCAUAAUGGGUAUUUUUCUUGUAACUCUUGUGAAGUAGAAGGAGAUUACAUUGAUAAAAGAGUAUGUUUUUUAGAUAUGUCUGCUCCGUCACGUAGUAAUGAUUCAUUUAGAUCUAAAUCCAAUCCUGAAUAUCACAAAGAUGGUGUAAGUCCUUUAUUAGAACUUCCUAUAGAUGUGACGAGCACCGUUGUUCUGGAUUAUAUGCAUUGUGUUUGCCAAGGGGUAAUGAAACGCCUUCUUGAAUUUUGGAUACGGGGGAAAAAACCUGUUAGAAUUGUAGAAGAAAAAAAAUCUAAUAUUUCUUUAUCUUUGUUCAAUUUAAGAAAGUCAGUACCAUCUGAAUUUGCUCGCCUGCCAAGAUCCCUUGAUGAUCUUGAGUAUUGGAAGGCUACUGAAUUUCGAGAAAUUCUUCUAUAUACGGGGGUUAUUGUAUUGAGAUCAAACUUAAAAAAAGAAUUUUAUGAACACUUUCUACUUUUAGUUGUAUCCAUUCGAAUAUUAAUCUCAAAUCAUAUUAGUAAUGAAAAUAAUAAUUUAGUAUUAAACCUUUUACGACAAUUUGUUGAAAACUAUUCAUCGCAUUAUGGUCCUCAAUUUAUCAACUAUAAUGUGCACAGUUUAAUCCACUUACCAUUUUUUGCUCAUUUGCAUGGAUCUUUAGAUAAUUAUAGUUCAUUUAAAUAUGAAAACUAUCUUCAGAUUCUAAAAAAAUCUAUGAAGUGUUGUAGAUACCCUCUUUCAGAAAUUCAAAAUAAAAUAACUGCAUCUGAAGGAGAAGAACUGAUAGCAGUUUCGACUUAUGAUGAGGAUAGUUUAAUAAAAUCUUUUAGGAUAAAUGAAAAUAUUUCAAAUUUUGGGACCAUUUAUUAUAAUCAAAUUACUUUAAAUUCCAAUAAUUAUAUUCUUAGCUGUAGUAAUACAAAAUAUCAGUGUAUUAUUUUAGAUGAUGGUAGUAUUGCAGUAAUAAAAAAUAUUUAUAAGACAAAUUCAAAAAUUGAUAACACUAUUAAAUUAUCUGUUGUAAAAGUGUUAACCAUUAAUGAUUUAUUUAUAAAACCAGUGCUCAGUAGACAUGUUGGAAUUUAUUUAAUUAAUACUAAUAAUUUAUCAAGUCCUUAUGAUAUUGUUUUAAAUACUGUAAAGUAUAAAUGUUUUUUUUCUCAGCUUGUUAAUAAUCAAGCUGUUGUGAUUUCAUUAUGUCAUAAUGUUUGAAAUAGUUUGUAGUUGUACAAUGUAUAUUUUUCAAUUUUCAAAUAUUUACCUGUAUAUUAAUAUUAAAAUAUAUUGUAUG